This is a messenger RNA of Schistosoma haematobium, 2217 nucleotides long. RefSeq lists its product as uncharacterized. The transcript is spliced from 19 exons. Lineage: Eukaryota; Metazoa; Platyhelminthes; Trematoda; Strigeidida; Schistosomatidae. The coding region runs from base 163 to 1623 and encodes 486 amino acids. The record is from RefSeq and is a predicted model, not a curated record.
UAUACUGGCUUGUCAGCGGUAUGCUUAACUUUAUCAUUGGAGGUCGUUAGUCAGUGCGUCUAACCAAUUUGAAUUGCCUCGCUGGCACUUCUAACAGUGCCUGUCAAGUCGUUUUAGUACCGUGUUGCUAUAAACUUUCCAAUGUCUGAGCAUUGAAGUAAAAUGGAAAUACCUGUAUCUGACUUCUGUUUUGGAAUUACUUGUAAGGUUGAACAACCAAUGGGGUUGGAUGGUGUGAUCUGCAAAUCAUCAAAUGAAUUCAUAUCAAAUGAUUUAAACAUUGGACUUGGAAACUACAUAAAAGCUGAAGAAUGUAAUUAUGAUAACAUUAUGGAUGACAGCCUAAUAGAUAAUAAGUUGGGAAUUUUACGAGAUAAUCAAUCGUUGUAUUUGGAGGAUAGUUUUAAACAUAAAUAUAACUCUAAUGAUGGUCACAUUGUUAAUGCUCAUAACCGUAUUAAUGGUGGUACAACUGUUAAGCGACAUCAAAUUUCAUCAGUACAAGAUUCUGAAAAGGGAGUGAAACUGUCGUGUGGUUUUUGCAACAAGACGUCUUCAACAAUUACUGGACGGGACCGUCACAUUAAAAGCAUUCACAAAAGAAUAAAAUAUUCAUGUAUUAAAUGUGACAGAAAGUUUUCAAGUAAAUUCCAUUUGAUUGAACACAAGAAAGUUAUUCAUGAAGGUAUUAAUCUUUCAUGUGAUGAAUGUGACAGGAACUUCACUACGAAAUCCCAACUAACUAGACACAUAAAAUCAAUUCAUCACGGAAUAAAAUAUCCAUGUAGUCAAUGUAACAAAAAGCUUUCUACGAAAUAUGAUUUAUAUGUACACAAAAAAGUUAUUCAUGAAGGAAUAAGACAUCCUUGUAAUCAGUGUGAUAGAAGGUUUGGAUCUAAAUCCAAAUUAAAUGAUCACAUAAAAGUUGCUCACGAAGGUAUAACUUUUCCAUGCGAUGAAUGUAGUAAAAUAUUCUCUUCGAAUGGCGCUCUUUGCAGGCAUCUACAAUCCGUUCAUCAAGGAAUAAAAUAUCCAUGUAAUCAGUGUGAUAGAUUAUAUACAUCUAGAUUUCAUUUAAAUGAACAUUUGAGAGCUAAUCAUAAAGGUGUAAAAUUUACCUGUGAUCUGUGUAACAAAGAAUUUGCUUAUAAAGUAGGCUUAGAUGAACAUAAUAAGAAUAUUCAUGAAGGAAUAAAGUAUCCAUGUGACCAAUGUAGUAAAACGUUUUCGUCCAAAUGUAUGUUAAAUAACCACGUGAAAGCUAUUCAUAAAGGAAUAAAACUCACUUGUAAACAAUGUGAUAGAAAGUUUAAUUGUAAAUCCAAUCUAAACUUACAUGUAAAGUCUGCUCAUGAAGGUAUAUUUUUCCAAUGUGAUGAGUGUGAUAAGAAGUUCACUGCGAAAUGUCCACUAAGUAGACACAUACAAUCAAUUCAUCAAGGAGUGAGGUUUACUUGUGGACAAUGUGACAAAAAAUUUACAAAACAGAGUACAUUAAAUGAUCAUGUUAAAGUUGUCCAUGAAGGAUUUAAAUUUGCCUGUCAGCUCUGUGAGAAAUCAUUUUCAACAAAGAAGUAUCUUAGAAAACACGUGAAAACUAAUCAUGAGAGAGAAGAAUCUUAAUUGGACCAAACGGAAGAUGUCGUUUGAGAAAACUCAUUAAUAGUGAAUUCUUUCUACAUUUCGCGAUUUUUUAGUCAUAAGUUGUCUAAAAAUUUAUUUAAUGUUUGUGAUAAUCAAGUCUUUUUUUACCAUAUUCCAAAUGUAAUGAUCAAAAAUUACUACUGAUAUAUGAAGCUUUGAAUUUUACCAACUUCAUUACUACUAUUUGAAAAUGAGAAUGAAUGAUUUGAUCUAGAACAACAAUGAUAGCUUCACAAUUAGACUGUCAAGCUGAGAGGACGCAAUACUACGAAAAGCAUCCAUUUGAUGAGCUAUAAAUCAUUUGAAUCAUUUUAAGUUUCUUAUUAUUAUCAUCAUCAUCAUUUAUUGUUUGUUACCUUACUACUCUGAAAUCAAAUGCUGUUUAAUAAACGAAUAUACUAAACUAACUGAUAUAUUGGAAUUGAUAACAUGCACAUAGGAUUUAUCCCCGAAUCUCCAAUCAAAUAGAUAUUUUGUUUAUUAUUUAUUUUUUUAUUUAUAUAUUUAUCAUCAUUGUACAAAUAAAGUGAUUGUUUAAAACAAUUAGAUCCUUUAAUAAAUUUUGAUUAUGCG